This is a messenger RNA of Lingula anatina, 3202 nucleotides long. RefSeq names its product opioid-binding protein/cell adhesion molecule homolog. Lineage: Eukaryota; Metazoa; Brachiopoda; Lingulata; Lingulida; Lingulidae. The record is from RefSeq and is a predicted model, not a curated record. Gene Ontology annotation, cellular component: neuron projection.
ACAUAUUUGAACAUUCAAAUUGGUAUUAUAUAUCAGGUCUGUUCAAUGAAAAAGUCACACAAUAUGGCACGUGUCAUUGUGAUCCAUUGUUUGUGUCUGAUACUUAGUGGAGAAAUGGGAUCCUUGCAUGGAGUGUAUGGAAGACCUAAUGUGUCACCGCCACAGGUCAAUGUCACGGUGACAGAAAACAAAGAUGCCAUUCUCCCAUGCUCUGUGAAUCACCUUGGAGAGCUCAUUGUAUGGAAAAAGGAAGGCUUAUUACAGCCACUCACUGUGGGCAAUUUUGUGUUCACUGAUGAUGAGCGUUUGUCCACAGCCUGUGAACUCAAGGGCCAGGACACCAAAUGUUCCCUCAAGAUUAACAGGGUAUCUGUGGAUGAUGCUGGCAUCUACUUCUGUGAAGUUUCAACAAAUACUGAUGUUCAUCUGAAACAUCAAAUACGUCUUAAUGUAGAAGAUAACAUUCAGAUUGGUAUUACAUAUCAGGCCUGUUCAUUGAAACAGUCACACAACAUGGCAAAUAUCAUUGUGUUCAUUUGUUCUUGUCUCAUACUUGGUGGAGAAAUGGGAUCCUUACAUGGAGUUCAGGGAAGAAUGUAUGAGUUACCAAGUUUUAACACAACACAUGUCAAUGUGACGGUGAUAGAAAACAAAGAUGCCAUGCUCCCAUGUUCAGUGGAUCUAGAUAGAGGGCUCAAUGUGCUCUGGCAAGAUCCAGAGGGAUUUAUUUUAACCUAUAAUGAAAGAAGAGUUAUAGACAGCAAUCGGUUCAGCAUACCAAGGCUUACUUAUACAGACUGGAGUUUAUACAUUGAUGAAGUCAAAUUGUCUGACCAGGGAAGUUACAAGUGCUCUAUAGGCCCCAACCCUGUGCUAAUGAAAGUGGUUAGUCUUCAUAUAAAGGUUCCUGCAAAAAUAGUGUCAAACAGGUCAAGUCCCAUACUCCAAAAGGUGAAAGAAGGUGACACAGUCAUACUGACCUGCAAUGUCACAGGUCAGCCAACACCAAAGGUCAAAUGGUAUAGAAGAGAGGUCACAGAAUCUGCCGAUGCAAAAAAGAAGGCCAUUGAGAUAGACAGUGAAGUCAUGAUCAUCCACAAUAUCUCCAGGCAUUCUGAUGGUAUCUAUGAGUGCCAGGCCCAUAAUGGAGUAGGAACAUCAGCCUCAAGACUGAUGAGUGUUGAGGUGGAAUAUGGAUUUCCCCCACGUAUACGCUUGCCUAACCUUAGAAUUGGCCAAUCUGUUGGCAAAGACACUAUUCUUGAGUGCCUUGUUACUGCAAAGCCAUUAUCCAUAAUCUACUGGAUGUAUAAGGGGAAGGAGACCCAAACCUCCUCUAAGUACAGUGUGGUUAUUUACAAUGAAGGUCGUGAUGCAAUAGGCCUCAGUUUGAGAAUACAUGACCUCACAGAAGAAGAUUUUGGAGAAUAUACCUGUAUUGCCAAAAACCAUUUUGGGUCAGUGAAAGGGUCUUUGACAGUAUAUGAAAAUGCAGAUACAAGAAAAAUUGAACCAAUAAACCCAAAAAAUGAGAGCCCAGCUGUACUUGGUGCACCAGAGAUCAAUAUGACAGUGCUAGUCAACCAAGAUACUGUGCUGCCAUGCUCUGUCUAUUACCUGGGAGAGCCAAAUGUGUAUUGGGUAGGGCCAGAUGAGAACUUGUUAACCAUGAAUGAUGUAGUAUUUUCAGCCAACAAGCGCUUCAGUAUUCUGAGGCCUUCUAUAAGAGAUUGGAAUUUACGCAUUGAUGCAGUCAAAGAGACUGAUCAUGGAACUUACACAUGUGGCAUACGUUCCAAUCCUUCACUUAAAAAAGUGGUCAGACUUUAUGUUAAAGGUGAACAUAUUUAAGGUUUGUUCGCAUCAAUCUCUUAAGUAAAGUGAUAGUGUAUUUGCUUAUAAAGAAAAGCCCAGCAAGUCUCAGUACAUGUUACAUGUGUUGUUGUGUAUAAAUAAUAUGUUUACAUAAUCACGUCUUAUAAAAUAUCUAAUAUUAACAACAAUUGGUUAGAUUUUUAUGAAAUAAGAGAAACCUUUCUUAAAAAUUAAUUUGUCUUUACAGAUAUAGCACCCCACAGAAGAUUCAUACCUAACAAAUGUCACAACAACAGCAAUACACUUUGUGUUCCUAGUUUCAUUUAUAAUGUAUAGAGAUUGUAAGCUGGGAUGAAAUUCCCAGCAGCAAAAACAAAUGAGUGCUUCCUAAAAUGAGCUGUAUAACAUAUCAAGUAUGUAUUACCAUUUUGAAUAUAAAUAUGUGUGUGUUAACUUCUCGUUCAGACCCUCAUCACAAGCCAUAACUUAUUAAACACAAUCAGAGGUCACAUACCACAAUGGCAGUUUUCACACCAUAGUCUUUAGAUCUCCGCAUAUCACAAUCAUCACAACAACAGCAAUUAUGUUCAACAGGAAUCAGAUUCUUGUAGUUUUGCUUGUUGGUGUAUGGUUCAUUUCCCAGGUCUAAAAUGCAGUCUUUUCUGCUUCCCACUAACAAGUGGAAAAAUCUUUUAUGACCCUUUUCACAAAAUAAUUUAUCAAAUGGUUGAUCAAUGACAGAAUGGAAUAAAGAUCAGGUGCAGUUGGAAUCUAUUUGUAAAGGCUAAAUAACAGAAUAACUAGGCAGAUUAUUUGAUUACGAUGUCCAAUCACAGAAAGUUAGUCUAAUCACUCUGUUAUUCUAUGUAUUGCCAUGGUAAUCAAGUUAACUUGCACGCUCUGUUCAGUUAAGGGGAUGAUAAGAAAUGAUAAUCACUCAGUCAUCACUUAGGUGGUAUGUUACUACUGUAAGUGAAGUUAUCACAACUGCACUGUAAAUGCAUUAUCAGUUUAGUUUCCGGUACUAUAAGUUGUAGUAGUCAAAUAAGUAGUGUAUACACAAGCAAAUUUCAGUGAAUUCAGCUUUUUUAUGUGGGCUACUACUGAUUAUUUCUAGGUUAGUGUACACUAAAACUUUCAACGCCUAAGUAUUGAAUCAAACUUUUCACAUUGAGUUUUAUUUUUUUGGACUCCUUUUGCAUCGAGGGGUAUAUUUUAGUGAUACAUUCAGUGCCAGUAUACUUUGAAAGAAUGGCAACUUUUGAAAUAACCUAUACUAUUUCAUAAGAGAGCCACCUAAAUGGAGCUUCAAUGCUUGACAAGGUCAAUUAAUUAACUAAAUUGCAUGAAGCACAUUUGUGCAAAAUUUGUGAAAGGGACCAAAACC